AUGAAUAAUGUUUCAACAGUUUCAGUGUUUUUUCUUUCAGGUUUAAACGAGACAAGGAAUUACAGGUCACCUAUUUUCUUUCUCACUUUAAUGUGUUACUUCAUAAUACUUGUUUUAAAUGUCUGUAUUGUUUUGACCAUAAUCUUUAAUAAUGAACUCCAUGAACCAAUGUAUAUUCUGGUGUGUGCGUUUUGUAUAAAUUCCCUUUUUGGAACAGCAGGUUUCUAUCCCAAAUUUCUCUGGGAUCUGCUCUCUCCUGUUCAUGUCAUCUCUUACUCAGGCUGCCUUCUGCAGGCUCAGGUGGUGUACUCCUCUGCCUGCAGUGAUCUGUCCAUCCUUGCCCUCAUGGCAUAUGAUCGGUAUCUGGCUAUAUGUCGACCACUGGAGUACCACUCUGUCAUGCCGAAGCAGAGAGCCAUUGCUUCAGUUUUUCUUGCCUGGUUAAUACCUUUUUGCAUUAUAGCUGUAAACACUUUUCUUACAUCUAGGUUGAAGUUAUGCAGCUCGUAUAUAAACAGACUAAUUUGUAUGAAUGGGAGCAUUGUUUUGCUUGCUUGUUUUCCAGCUGAAGCUUCUGUGACCAGCAUAAUUGCAAAUACCACAAUAGUAGUUUAUUCUCUACACAGUGUUAUAAUUCUGUGGUCCUACGCUUUUCUCAUCAAAACAUGUCUUGGUUCUAUAGAAAGCAGGAGAAAGUUCAUGCAAACCUGUGUGCCACAUUUGAUCUCCUUGUUAACUUUUUCAAUAAUUAUACUUUUUGAUAUUUUAUAUAUUCGAUUUGAGGCCAAAGAUUUACCACAAACUCUGAAAUACUUUGUUUCUAUAGAAUUUCUCAUCAUACCUCCUAUAAUGAAUCCACUUAUUUAUGGUUUCAAGUUGACCAAAAUACGAAACACUGUUAAACAAUAUGUGUGCAGGCUGGGACUGCUGUAUAUCCCCAAAUCUGGCCUAAAAAUCCGAGGUGACAGAGCCUUUGCUGUUGUGCCCCUGUUGCUCUGGGAGUCUUUGCCCCUCUGCACAGACUACAAGGGGAACAUGGGGUAA
Molecule: messenger RNA, 1044 nt
Organism: Girardinichthys multiradiatus
Lineage: Eukaryota; Metazoa; Chordata; Actinopteri; Cyprinodontiformes; Goodeidae
Product: olfactory receptor 13C8-like
Exons: 3
Coding region: 1-1044 (347 amino acids)
Biological process (GO): G protein-coupled receptor signaling pathway
Cellular component (GO): membrane
Molecular function (GO): G protein-coupled receptor activity; olfactory receptor activity
Source: RefSeq, a predicted model, not a curated record